Tympanuchus pallidicinctus (lesser prairie-chicken) is the source of this 3964-nucleotide messenger RNA. It is a transcript of the gene FNDC10, whose product is annotated as fibronectin type III domain containing 10. Lineage: Eukaryota; Metazoa; Chordata; Aves; Galliformes; Phasianidae. The record is from RefSeq and is a predicted model, not a curated record. The transcript has a single exon. Bases 1384 to 2025 code for a protein of 213 amino acids.
UGCUCUUCAUUUUAACAAGAGAUUUCCAACAACUUUUGGCAGGGUAGCAGAAAACAAACGUUGAAUUUGGCUUUUUUUUUUUUUUAAAAAAAAAAAAGCAUAGCAGUCUAUGGACUUCACAACCCCAAGCAGCUCACAGAGGAGAACUGUACCAGUGCAGGAGGAAGGCAGAGGUGCUGGACAGCUGUGCUCAACUUAGGCUGUUUGUCUCAUCCAUGGAAAGCCAAAGGCUGCUCUCUGGCACAACCCAGCCACCUUCCCAUUCUGCAGGCUUUUGCCAGAAGAUUUAAAGGUGCAGAGUGAGCUGUUCCAAAAAGCUGGAAUCUGUGAGGCAGGAAGGGGGGACUGAAUGAGCUGCCAGCUGUUUACCUGUUCAUUAAAGAACCUGUUCAUUAAGGAACGCUUCCCAUGCUGUUGGUCACAGCUGGUUGUUAGAUAGUUGAGGUUGGUCAUUGGGUGAGGACUAAAGGCGAGUUCUAAACACCGUUCUGUACUAACAGCACAAACCAUGCUGUCCUCCAGCAGGAUUUAUGGCUUUCCACAGGCUUUUUCAGUGGGUGAAAAUUCCUGUCUUCUGAGCUAUUUGAGAGUUCUUAGAACACUGUAUAAAACCUGAGCAAAACACAAAGAAAAUCUCCCCCCAGUUGCUGGUGUGGAAUGAAAGCUGCAAAGUGGGAAAGCGAGGCCUUAAUGCAGUUUUUAUCAUGUUUAAAGACUGCAUAAAAACUGUUUAAGAAUGUAUUUAUUCCUUUAUUACUUGGAGAACUUUUGUUUCUACAUUUAGACAAGUUUAUGGUUCCAAUAUGAAUGUUUUGGGUUGCCCAGUGAGCGUCUUGGCAGCGAUGUGAUGGCUGGGCUGGGGAUGUUGUGCUACCAUUGGGAAACGGCUUGUACAGGGUGAGCCAAAGAGCCCCUUUCCUUCUGCCUCAGCCUGCUGUGUGCCCCUUCCCACUAUUUAUCCCUGCUAGCGGCUGUGCCGUGCUGGAGGGGGAAGCCAUCAUUUCCUCGUGUCCCAUCCUUGCUGAGCAAUCUCCGAGUUGGAACACAGAACCGAUUAAAAAAAUAAACCCGAGGAAAAAAAAUUAAAGCCAACAAAUCCAAACCUGCCCCCCUCCUCUUUCCUCCGAGCCGGGGCAGCCUCCCGGCCCAGCUCCGAGCCCUGCCGCCCCCCGGAGCGCGGCGGCUGGAGAUGCCCGCGCUCCCCCCGGCCCCGCCGCUGCCCGGCGGCGAGCGCUCCGCAGCCCAGCGAGAGUUAACGCCGGAGCCGCCUCUCCAUUGGCGGCCGGCGCAGCGGCUGCGGAGCCCGCGCUUAUAACGGGCGCGCGGGGCGGCCGCAGCCCCUCCGCCGGCACCGCGGCUCGGCUCCAUGCGGCGGCGGCCGGCAUGCCCCGCCUGCUGCCGGCCCUGCUCGCCCUGCUCUGCUUCGGGCCGCCGCCGCCCGCCCCGAGGGCUCCGCUCGCCGAGGCCGCGGCGCAGCCGGAGCCGGAUGAGCCGUGGUGCCCCUACAAGGUGCGGCCCGAGGGCUCGGCGAGCGGGCGGCUGUGCUUCCGCAGACCGGCCCUGGGCUUCCAGUGCGCGGCGCGCUCCUGCCGCGCCCACCGCUCCCCGGGCGGCGCGCUGGUGGCCAACGUGCUGCGCAACGGCAGCGUGCUGCUGCAGUGGGCGCCGCCGCGUCCCGGCAACGGCCUGCGCGGCUUCGCGCUCAACUGCUCCUGGGACGGCACCUACACGCGCUUCCCCUGCGACGGCGUGGAGCUGGGCGCCGCCUGCCGCGACUACCUGCUGCCCGAGGCGCACGGCGGCGUGCGGUACCGCCUCUGCCUGCAGCCCCGCUACGCGCCGCCGCGCCCCGCGCCGCCCGCCCACUGCGUGGAGUUCCGCGUGGAGCCGGCCGCCAUGCGGGACAUCGUCGUAGCCAUGACGGCCGUGGGGGGCUCCAUCUGCGUCAUGCUCGUCUUCAUCUGCCUGCUGGUGGCCUACAUCACCGAGAACCUGAUGAGCCCCGCCGCGCCGCGCCGCGCCUAGCGCCGCUCCGCUCCUCCUGGCGCCGCUCUGCCCCGCCGUGCGGCCGCCGCUUCGGGGCCGGGGAGCCGCGCGGGGUCGGGGCGGGUUUGCUCAGGGCGUCGUCGGGAGCUUCGGUUGCUGUGGGUUCGUCCUUUCCAGACUUCCAGGAGUUGGGUUGUGGGUUGUUUGGGUUUUUUUUGUCUGUGUGUGUAUUUGGAGCUCUUGUCACAUAGGGCGGCUUUUCAGCUUGAGCCAUACUGAUUUCUGAAGUCGUAGGAUCUCAGUGGAUUAAAAAUGAAUCGUGGCAAAAAUCCACAAGUGCCAGGAAAUUUUCCAUUUUAGAAGCAAGCGACAGAUCCGGCCGAGGGGCUGCUAGAAGGCACUUAAGAACGUGCUUACUUUAAGCUUGUGCUUAAGUCUCAUUGCUCCGGAUGAGUUGGACUCGAUCCUCGUGGAUCCCAUCCAGCUCGGGAUGUUCGAUGGCUCUCUGCUUCUAGAUGCGUGCAUGGUUUUGUUGUUUGUUUUUUCCCUGAGGGGGGAACGCCAUUGAAACCUGCGAGGACAGACGCAGAGCAGCCGCCAGCCACACAGCCGUGUGACCCAGAGGCACUGAGAUCUUCCAUGGGUGCUGCCUCGUGCUCCUCGAGCAGCAGGGUUGUGGCACAGGGUGCCCCAGCAGCAUCGUCCCCCUGAGAGCUGCACUAAAAAGAAAUAAAACACAGUUUGUAGGAAAAUUCCGCCUCGUUGCAGAGCAUGAACUGAUCUUGAGUCGCUGCUCUCUGAAAUCCCCCCCACCCCUGUUUGUUUUAGGAACGCUGUGUGGAGCUGCACUAAGGGACACAAAACUCACUGAUGUCGUAGCGGAGUGUUUAGAGCGUAGGAACACUCCUUGUGAACUGCUCACUCAAUGCUGUAGUAAAUAAGGUUUUAGCCAUACUCAAGUAUGAAUUCUCUUGUGCCUUAGUGUUGAGAUCCUGUCCCGUUUCUAUCGGUGUAUCUCUUCUGUAGUCCUCACACAGCUCUGCUGCUGGUCUCGUCUCAAACUGCUGUGUUGUUUUGUUUCUGAAAGCAAACUUUGCUGCUCAUUACUUGAACUUCAAUAUAGACCUGAAGUAGUUCUGUUACCAGCUGUUGUGUUUAGUUUUCAUUUAGUUUGUAUGUGAUAGAAGGUGACUUUAUAGCACUUACACAUACCGAAAGCAAAAGUAGAAAAACUCUUCUGUGAUGGGGUAUUGCAAUCCAAAUUCUUUGGUUCCGUGCGUGCUCUGUUUGUGUCGAUGUGCAUCACUGGCGAAUCACCCGCGGGCUUUUCUUUUGUGGAAUAGUUUGCAGAGUAUAAACUUGCUGUUAGAGAGUAAAUAUAGAAAGUAUAUGCAACCCCUGAUAAAACGCAGUUUUGGCACUAAUCAUAAUCCCCUCGAAAACUUGAGAGCGGUCAGGAAGCUGAAGGUCUGUGUUUCACCAGGCAGAAAUACCUGUUUGUCAUCCCUGCUCUGUUUGCUUUCUCACACGCGGCUGAGAUUUCACACUGCUCUCUAUUUAUUUGCCUGUGUACUUGAUAGAAGCAGCCUGACUGUAUCCAGCACGGCAGCAAUGGAAGGACAGCAUCUUUCAUUGUCACCGAAGGACAGUGCCACUUAUUUAUUUAUUUAUGUUGUCCCUAAGGAAGCUGACUGCUCAAAGACAAGGCAAUCCCAUUUUAAGAGCACUAAGACUGAUUGCUUCUAGUGGUUUAGCUCAGUGAAUUUAAACACAGAGUGAAUUUGGCUCCAAGGUCUCAGGUCAGUCUUUUCUGUAGCCAGUUCUGCACAGAGUGGCACUGAUUUUGUACAUCACUGUCAGCCAGCCUGACCGUUUUGGUCUUCAUUUGCCAGAUGUGAAAAUUAACUGUAUAACGAAUGGGCUUUGUACCACGUUGGCAUUGACCUUAAUAAAUGAAGAGAAUAAUGAAAAAAUGGCA